Messenger RNA from Hylaeus volcanicus, 1601 nucleotides. Its product is annotated as motile sperm domain-containing protein 1-like. The record is from RefSeq and is a predicted model, not a curated record. Lineage: Eukaryota; Metazoa; Arthropoda; Insecta; Hymenoptera; Colletidae. Gene Ontology annotation, cellular component: cytoplasm. Bases 671 to 1429 code for a protein of 252 amino acids. The transcript is spliced from 6 exons.
GGAAAAGUGACUCAUAGUAAACUGCUUUUACAGAUCCACUAAAUUAUUCAAGAUUAUCAAAACAAUGAAAUUAUAAAUGUAUCCAAUAAUUUUCUUACUGUUAAAUUAAUUGGACGUAUCAUAUUUUUUACAAUAUUACGAUACUUGGAUGAAAUAUCAUACGAGUAACGAAGUGCUUUUUAAAAGGAAAUAAAUAGCUCAUUCGUCAUGAUAUGCUAGGGAGAGACAGAGGAAUUGCAUACAUCUGAUUUGUUCGUAUAUACGGACAAAAUCAAAACGUAAAUGUUGGUAAACGCGAAGUGACAUGUGUGGAUAUGUGUUGAGUACUAUGAAGAAUUGUUCGUUAGGAACAUCACGAAUAUCAACAGUGCAGCGUUCCAUCAAGCUUUAUGAUGCUAAAAAACUUGUAAAUAUAAAACCUCGCGAAAACUAUCAUAUAAUUAAGUAAACACUUCUUGCGUGUAUCAAAAUUAUUCGACAAAGUGAUUAUACGUUUGUUAUGCACGACUUGGAAAGUUAGAAUAGUUAUAAAAUUUGGAAAUAAUCAUUCGUUUUGAACAAUUAUUUUAACAUCCGAAACUUUUACUACAUUAUUUUCUUCGUAAAUUCCAUAAUCUACGAGGUACUUCAUGUUUGAGGUGUAUGGACCAUCAAAAAUUGAAGAUAUAUAAUGCAGUCCCAGUUACCAGCUACUCCUCGAAAAUUACCAGUAUUUGUAUUUCCUCAAAGUAUCACUUUUUAUUUAGAUGAUCAAUCCACUCACAAACAAGUUUUGACUUUGUAUAAUCCAUAUGAUUUUCCUGUAAGAUUUAAAGUGUUAUGUACUGCACCAAAUAAGUAUAAAGUUGUUGAUCCAGAAGGAACAAUAAAAUCAAGAUUUUGUGUUGAUAUUGUUGUGAGGCAUACAUCCCUUUUGUUAAGCAAUUGCAAUGUCAUUGACAAAUUUAGAAUACAGAUGCAAGAGCAUCCAACCAAACAGGCUAUAGGAAAAAGAGAUGUCGAAGCUAAACUUCUUUCUGGGACAACAGAUACUGCUGGGAGAGCAACCCCAGAUCCAGACAUGUUUCAACAGCUUCCUAUAAAUGAAAACAGACAGCAACAAUCUUAUGCACUUAUAGCUCAAAAUAAAGCAAUUGAUAGAGGAACAAAUUACAUAGCAUUAAUUGCUGGUAUCAUAUGUAUAGCUGGAUUACUUCUACCCACAGAAGGAGAACGGAAUAAUAAACUGCCUGAUUAUCUUCAUCUCUCCACAAACUUUAAAUUGAUACUUUCAUUUGUAUUAGAUUAUAAUUUUUGGCUUUAUAUGUAUAAGAAAAAGUUUAUACAAUGGUUAGAAUCAUGGGAUAAAAGCACAAUUAAUCUAAGGUUUUUUGGUAUUGAGUCUCUCUUUUAUUACUGGAUAUACCUGACUCUAGUCUAUAAUCAAUAAGCUAUCACGUUACGUUGCGAAUAAUGGUAAUAUUUAUUAACAUGUGAAAUCUUUUAUUCUUUUAAUAUAUAUAUAUAUAAUGCUAUACAUUCUUAUCCAAGUUUAUGCUUUAUUGCCUGGGGUAUGCAUCAAAGAAAUUUGUACAUACGUAUAUCAAUGAAAUUCUGAUGGA